AGCAGCACCGGCAGGCAGAAGGCGCGGCGAGGAGAGAGGACCAUGGCGGGGGCGACCACCAUCGAGGCGGUGAAGCGCAAGAUCCAGGUGCUGCAGCAGCACGCCGAUGAGGCCGACGAGAGAGCCGAGAGGCUGCAGAGGGAGGCCGAGGCCGAGCGCCGCGCCCGGGAACAGGCUGAGGCGGAAGUAGCAUCCCUGAACCGCCGCAUCCAACUAGUAGAGGAGGAGCUGGACCGGGCCCAGGAGCGCCUUGCUACAGCCUUGCAGAAGUUGGAGGAAGCUGAAAAAGCUGCUGAUGAGAGUGAAAGGGGCAUGAAGGUUAUUGAGAACAGAGCCCUGAAGGAUGAAGAGAAGAUGGAACUGCAGGAGAUCCAGCUCAAGGAGGCUAAACACAUUGCUGAAGAGGCUGACCGGAAAUAUGAGGAGGUUGCCCGGAAACUGGUCAUCAUAGAAGGAGAUUUGGAGCGUACGGAGGAGAGGGCUGAGCUGGCAGAAUCCAAAUGCUCAGAGCUGGAAGAAGAAUUGAAGAAUGUCACCAACAAUCUCAAGUCACUUGAGGCUCAGGCUGAGAAGUACUCUCAAAAAGAGGACAAAUAUGAAGAGGAGAUCAAGAUCUUGACUGAUAAACUCAAGGAGGCUGAGACUCGUGCUGAGUUUGCAGAGAGAUCAGUAGCCAAGCUGGAGAAGACCAUUGAUGACUUGGAAGAUAAACUGAAAUGCACCAAAGAGGAGCAUCUCUGCACGCAACGGAUGUUGGACCAGACCCUGCUCGACCUGAACGACAUGUAAAAGGCCCUCCCUGCAGCCAGCCUCGCUUUGAUUCCCCCACUGCCUUUCUAGCCCCCUAAGCAGCUGCUUUCUGCUGGGGCCACCUCUGUCUUAAAAGCAAAAAAGAAAACAAAUAGAAAAAAAAAGAAAGAAAAGGAGAAGUAAGUUGGCUUUUAACCCUUGAAAAGGGAGGAGAAGGGUAGACGUUUUAACAUUCCAACUUCCGUUGCCAACUGAACCAAACGUCUCUGCCAAUUCUGUCCUUCUGCCUCCACCCUUGCAAGGAUUACAGGCCAUCGCUGGGCUGAGUUCACCCGCAGAGCCAUUAAUGGAAAAACCCACAUGCAAGGCAAUACUGGUUUGGGGAGGGUGCAUCUGAGAUGUACACUUCUUUGUAGUAAUGGUGGGAUAGGGUCUUCUUCUUUUUGCCCCCUCCUUUUUUCCCCCCCUUUCUGAAACUGGCCCUUGGGGGACAUCACAUGUAACACCAGUGCUUGCAAGAUGUUGGCUUUUAAGGUUUGCGAUCAACCCGGCUCUCCUCCCCGAUGCACUCUUCUAUUGCUUGCCAGGUUUUCCAGGGAGGGAAGACCGUUCCAUGCACAUCUAUGGAGCAGUCCCAAGCAUCUUGGCCAGAGCCAGCUGAACAAAAUCCAAUGUGGGAUCUGCUCGGGAGAACUCACCUCAGCACAAAACAAGUCCCUCUUGAGCUCUUUGGGGUCUCAAAGAUGUGGCUUCCAGGAAGAGGGAGAAGUGAGGUUUUGUUUAUUUGCCAAAUAAAAAGAAAGAAAGAGAGGGGGGGAAAGGUGCAGUCUUAACACACAAACACACAUUUUGUGGUUUUUAAAGCUGUAUUUCUAUAGGGGUACACGACUGUGUCAAAAUUAUAUAUCAGGUUUUUAAAGUGAUCAUAUUUUUCCUCUCUAAACACACUUAACUGUUCUCCUUUGCACACCUUUACUUUUUCUCAUUGUAAAUUUUCACGCCUCCUUACUAAGAAACCGGCAGCUCCCCAGUCUGUCCCCCAUGAUAACCAUAAAUCUCUUUUCCCCCAGCCAAGCUUAAGCUUGCUGUGUGUUUGGUAAAGCUAUCAUAGCUUUGGUGUAUGAGCAGUUUUGUGAGGAGAGGGCUGGUUUUCUUUUUCCGGUGUGCUCUUCCUGAUGCCAGGAGGUACCUUGCCCUCAUUCUCGCCAGCAGCCCUGUCCUAUUGUCUUAAAAACAGAAAACUGGACAUCAGCUGCCAUGUUGCUUUCUGGUGUUCUGCUUCUCUUGUGUUUCUGUCAACCCACCUGGGCCUUGAGGAAGUGUGUACACCACAAAGGCUUUUAGGGGCCAGUGUGGAGAAAUGAGGAAACCAUAUCAAUUGUUUUGAUACUAAAAAAAAAGAAAGAAAAACCCUUUUGUCUUUUAUGGUCUUUUUUGGAAAUAAUAAACGGAAGCAUUCCCUCCAUUA
Messenger RNA from Sceloporus undulatus (fence lizard), 2218 nucleotides. It is a transcript of the gene TPM3, whose product is annotated as tropomyosin 3. The transcript has 8 exons. NCBI's taxonomy places the organism in Eukaryota, Metazoa, Chordata, Lepidosauria, Squamata, Phrynosomatidae. Gene Ontology annotation, cellular component: actin filament. The record is from RefSeq and is a predicted model, not a curated record. Bases 43 to 789 code for a protein of 248 amino acids. Gene Ontology annotation, molecular function: actin filament binding. Gene Ontology annotation, biological process: muscle contraction; actin filament organization.